Messenger RNA from Marchantia polymorpha subsp. ruderalis, 869 nucleotides. Lineage: Eukaryota; Viridiplantae; Streptophyta; Marchantiopsida; Marchantiales; Marchantiaceae. The record is from the annotation of a GenBank genome assembly.
CUGUACCAGCGCAAACGUUUUGAUGAGAAUUUCACGACUGCUAGAGUUCCAUGACGAAACGAAGGGCCAUUCGCUCGAAAGUCGAUGCGAUGUGCAAACUCGUAACAUAACGUUCCUAACCGUCCCCGUUCAGCUUUUCGUUUUCUUUCGUCCAGAAGCCACCAGUUGCUGUGUUAUAUCAGAUCAGAUCAGCUCAGCUCAGCUGGCAAUUCCUUGCUGCUGCAAAUCGAGAACGCGACGUGAGCUGCCUCCUCCACCGAGCGCCUGAACUGAACUGAACUGAACUGAACUGACGGUGCUCAAGCUCAAUCAUGUUGCUGAUCAUGCAUGGUGAAAUCUAAAGCAAGGGGGGUUGAGCAUGCUGUGUACUAGUACAUGACAAUCGACUGUCUUGUUCAAAACAGCCGGCACUGCUAUGCUCGUGAUGUCAAAAUCAGCUUUUCGCUUCAAGUCAGCGAAAAAUUUGUCUGGAAACAUCGGUACGAAUUGCAUACACCCAAGUCUUAAGAACCAUCACGAGCUGCACAAGAACCUGAUCACGUACGCGUUCUUUGGAUCUGGCAUGCAUGCAGCCAUUGGUUGGAAUCAUGCGUGGCGUGUGGCCUUUCGGAUCUUAAGGGAUACAUUUUUUAAUAUGGGCAUCUUAUCAAUGAUUGUAAGAUCAUUGAUAAGAAGCCCGCAGUUGCAAAGAGAACGGCAUUCAUAGAGAAUGAAAUUCUUUUGAGUUCAGUUGAAACCAAUAGAUUCAACCAUGCCACAAAGUCCAUCUCCAUACAUAGGUUCUAAACUAAAUGAAUAUAUAUAUAUAUAUAUAUGGGAAUGUUCAAAAGAUCACAUAAAUUGUUAAAACAAUCACAAACGUAUGUUUA